Messenger RNA from Angiostrongylus costaricensis, 2466 nucleotides. Lineage: Eukaryota; Metazoa; Nematoda; Chromadorea; Rhabditida; Metastrongylidae. The record is from the annotation of a GenBank genome assembly.
AUGCACAUUAAAGAGGUCAAUAUUUCUGGAUUUCGUAGUUAUCGGGAAGUGACCAGUAUUGACUGUUUCUCUCCAAAACACAAUGUGAUCGUCGGACGCAAUGGCAGUGGGAAGUCGAACUUUUUCCUUGCGAUUCAGUUUGUGUUGAGCGAUGAGUUCAGUAAUCUGCGAUCUGAACAAAGACUGGGUGUACUGCACGAGAGCUCUGGUCCUCGCAUCAGCACGGCUCGUGUCGAGAUCGUCUUCGAUAACACGGAUAGAAGAAUUCCAGCCAUCGAGCGUACAGAAGUGCGCGUGGUUCGACAAGUUGGUCAGAAGAAGGACCAGUACUACAUCGAUGGCAAAAUGGUGCUGCGUACUGAGGUCAUCAAUCUGAUGGAAUCGGCUGGUUUUUCUCGUUCGAACCCCUAUUACAUUGUCAAACAAGGGAAAAUCAAUGAGCUGGCAAUCGCUUCUGAUUCUCACAGGCUGAAAUUGCUUCGGGAAGUUGCUGGAACUCGUGUUUAUGACGAGCGUAAGGAUGAAAGUCUCAAAAUCCUGAAAGAGACGCACAACAAAACAAAGAAGAUUGAGACAUUACUGUCUUACAUCGACGAGCGUUUGAAGACACUAGAAGAAGAGAAAGAAGAUUUAAAGGAGUAUCAGAAGUGGGACAAAAUGAAAAGGUCGAUAGAGUACACCAUAUAUGACACCGAAGCUAAUGAGACGCGGAAAAAGUUGGAGAGAUUGCUGGAUCAGAGGGAAGAGCUUAAUACACGUCAAACAAAGGAAGCUCUUAUAGCUGAACAAGCGGAGCGUUUUGAGAAGAAAGCUGAACUUUCAUUGUUGAUAAACGACUUGAAAGAAGAUGUUGAGAAGUUGGUGGUUAUUUUAAACGUUAAGUUUUAUUUUCAAACUGAACGUUUAGCAGUUGUUAAUUUUAGGGAAAAGAGCGGUCGUAACAAAGCUGAAGAUGUGCUGAAUCAAGUAAAGGCAGACAUACGUGAAAAAGAAGAGGAAUUGGAAAUAAUCACUCCAAAAUAUCAAAAACUUGUUGAGCAAGAAUCAGCUCUGUCAUCAGAUAUACGUAUUGCUGAAACAAAAUCGAAGGAGCUGUUUGCGAAGCAAGGUCACAAAGACCAGUUCAAAUCGGCAGAAGAACGCGACGCAUAUUUGCGACGUGAAGUUCGUCACUUCACUCGACAAAUUGGUGAUACUGAAGAGCAAAUGAAGGACAUUGAGAAAAGUCUUGAAGACGAGGAGCUCGGAGUUGAGCUUCAGGAGAAUCAUAUUCGUAUGGACAAAGCCAGUUCAGAACACGGUCGUUUGAAACAGGAAUUUGAUAGAGCUAUGGUUGCUCAACUCGAUGCAACCCGUGAAGAAAAAGAAGUACGGGAGCAACUGAACACGAUAAAUGGUGAGAUAUCCCAGAUGGAACAACAAAUGCGUUGUCUUGCAGCCAAGUCUAUAACAAAUGGCGUUGACGGCGUACGACGGGUUGUUCAAUGGUUCCGAGAUAACAACCUUGACGGACGUCAUGAUGAUGUUGUUAAGGGGUAUCACGGUUAUUUCAUUUCCCACUGCAUUGAUGAGAGGCUUGACUGCUGGAAAUCGGCUGCUAUUUCACGUUUAGCUCCUCCACGAAAAGAAUAUCAAGAUGCAGUAUGUUUGCUCUAUCUCUUUAUGGUUUCACAAGAAGAGCAGCAAAAGGAUUUGGAAGCUCAGCUGGCCGACUUUUCUAAACAAGCUGAUAUCAUCUUUACAAAGCAGAGCACUUUGCAAGCAAAACGAGAAGAGAAUGUGAAGAAGAUCCGUGAACUUGGUUCGUUGCCAACAGAUGCAUUCUCGAAAUAUCAAGGAAUGUCUACAAAGCAAUUGGAGAAGAAGUUGGCCGAAUGUAUGCAUGAAUUGAAAAAGUAUGAAAAUGUUAAUAAAAAGCUCUGUAGAGUCAAAGCAUUACGACGAUCAACAGAAGAGUCAGAAGGCGAGGGAGAUUUAAUACAAGUGCUUGAUACUAGAAAAUAUGAUGCUAUUCAGUUAACAUUCAAACAGGUUUCGAAGAAUUUCGCUGAGGUGUUCAAGAAAUUGGUACCAAACGGCUCGGGUUCACUGGUGAUACAGACAAAUAAGGAUGUUUCGUUCGACGGCAAUUCUGAAACACGAGAAAUGGUGCAACUGUCGGGUGGCCAAAAGUCGUUGGUUGCACUAGCACUCAUAUUUGCUAUUCAAAAAUGCGACCCUGCACCGUUUUACCUCUUCGACGAAAUUGAUGCUGCUUUAGAUGGUCAGCAUAGGGUAGCGGUUGCUGAUAUGAUCCACGAGCUUGCGGAGAACGCUCAAUUCAUCACCACAACUUUUCGGCCUGAACUGCUCGAAUCUGCUGAGAAGUACUAUGGAGUGAAGUUUAGGAAUAAGGUUUCUCAUAUCGAUGUGGUAACCAAGGAACAGGCUUACGAUUUUGUUGAGGACGAUACAACACAUGGCUAA